AUGUAUCUCAGCAUGGUCUUGGCCCAGGCCACGCGGAUCAUCACGCCAGCAGAACAAUACAUCAGGAGGUUGUGCUUCAUCAUGCUGUGGGUUAGCGGGCGGUGCAUGCCAGUGUACGGGCUCAUUAUGGAAGAACUCCUCAUGCAGAAGAUCGUCAAAUUCCGAGUGGUUAUCCACCAUCACAUCAGCAAGGGGCCGCUCGCCACACUGCGGCUCAUCAUGUUGAGGUCCAGCGGGCAGUGCGUGCGAUUGGACGGGCUCGUCCUGAAGAAGCCCUUCAUGUAUAGUAUCAUCAAUGACUGCCUGCCCCCAGGAUUCUCCAUCUACCAUCGCGUAAACCUCAGGCGCGCUGUGACCAGCAGCACGGGCGUGCCACAGCGCCGCCGACAAUGA
Prorocentrum cordatum is the source of this 393-nucleotide messenger RNA. The record is from the annotation of a GenBank genome assembly. Lineage: Eukaryota; Dinophyceae; Prorocentrales; Prorocentraceae.